This is a messenger RNA of Trifolium pratense (red clover), 1716 nucleotides long. RefSeq lists its product as uncharacterized. The coding region runs from base 1 to 1716 and encodes 571 amino acids. The record is from RefSeq and is a predicted model, not a curated record. The transcript is spliced from 2 exons. Lineage: Eukaryota; Viridiplantae; Streptophyta; Magnoliopsida; Fabales; Fabaceae.
AUGAGGUGCAUAUGUGAAUCUGGAGUUCGCAAUGCCAAGAAUCAACACGAAGUGACGCGUUCAAUUCGUUUUCUCACAGGCUUGAAUGAGCAAUUAGAUCAUGUGAGCGCUCAAAUAUUGCUUAUGAAUCCUUUACCAACUAUUAACAAGAUUUUUUCAUUGGUUAUUCAAUAUGAAAGACAGAAUAAUUCGACUCAUUUGGAUGAAUCCAAAGUGCAUGUUAAUUCUAGUGACUCACGCAGAGGCCAAGGGCGUGGACGUGGUUCAAGUCACUCUUCCUUUGCUCAAGGAGGCAAUAGGUCGAACAGUUUCAGUGCAAAGAACAAAGAAUGUUCUUAUUGUGGUAAAACUAAUCAUGUAGUUGAAAAUUGUUAUAAGAAACAUGGUUUUCCUCCUCACUAUGGACGUUCUACUACUGCAAACAAUGCAUCACUUGAAUCUUUCGAAGAGAGGGAAGAUCUUGAUGAUACAAAGAGUGUUAAAGGCAAUAAUAGCCAUGAUGCUUUUGGCUUCACUAAGGACCAGUAUAACCAGUUACUCAAUCUCGUGCAAGCUUCAAAUGCAAGUACUUCUAACAAUGCUAUUACUUCUAGCAAAGUUAACAUAGUGAGUGGUCAUGUUGCUUCAGGUACAACUAACUCUUUUAACAGUUCAGCUUUUGGUUCAUGGAUAGUUGACUCAGGUGUCAGUGAUCAUAUAUGCUCCUCUUUGAAUUGUUUUAGCUCCUACAAUUCCAUUACACCUAUACACGUUAAGCUCCCUAAUGGCAAUGCUUUUAUAGCAAAAUAUGCAGGCACUAUGCAGUUUUCUCCUGGGUUCCUUGUGUCACAAGUUUUAUGUGUGCCAGACUUCCAUUUGAACUUACUUUCUGUACCUAAGCUUUGUAUUGAUAAUAAAUAUGUUGUUAGCUUCAAUAAUGAUAAGUGUUUGAUACAGGCCACUUAUAUAAUCAAUAGAAUUCCUACACCUUUGCUUCACAAUCUAUCACCCUAUUUCCUUCAUUUUCAACAACAGCCUGACCUUCAUGAACUCAAAGUUUUUGGGUCAUUAUGCUAUGCUUCAACCAUUCAGAACCAUAGAACCAAACUUGACACAAGAGCUAGAAAAGUUGUUUACUUGGGCCUUAAGCCAUGUGUCAAAGGUUCAAAUUUACUUAAUCUUAACACCAAAAAUAUUUUUGUUUCCAUAAAUGUGACCUUCCAUGAACACAUUCUACCAUAUAAAGGUACAAAUUCGUCUUUUACUUGGGAAUAUCAUUCCCCUCAUGAUAGUAUUCACAGUUAUAGCAUACCGUGUAGAGUUCAUAGUGACUCUAUUGCUGUCAUUGAUGACUUUCCACCCAUUCCUGCUAACCAUUCUCCACCACUUUCUUUUGAUUCACCUCCUUCCCAUACUAUCCCUGUUGUUUCUUCUGAACCUACUUCACAGUCACCUUCUAUUCCUCCAAAUUCAGUUGAUCAAAACCUCAAUCUUAGGAGAUCAACUAAAACUAUCAAUAAACCCUUUCAUCUUUCUGAUUAUGUAUGCAAUCUCUCAGUGGACUCAGUGCAACCUUCAUCAACAGGUACUCCUUAUCCAAUUUCACAUUAUCAUUCAUGUGCUAACUUGUCUGUUGAUCAUAGCAAAUUUACUCUGUCUCUCACUGCUGAUGAAGAACCAGCCAGUUAUAAUCAAGCUAGUAAACAUGAUUGUUGGGUACAAGCUAUGGAUGCUUAA